GGGCACCUCCUUCGUAGUUACACAAUUUCAAGGAACGACAGAUAUCGCGAGAUCAUGACCAGGAAGUGUCUUACUCCACGUGAAAUACUGCUUGUCGUAGUUUAACGCUGUAACAUCAAUGGCGGGACAACUGAAGCGACGUCUGAAGGAGGCAGUUAAGGUGAUCGGCUCCGGGAGUUUCCUGUUCGUGUCCUACCUCACAGCAAUAGGCGACGAGCGCUUCUAUGCCAACCAGCUAAUGCCUAUCCUGCACAGGAUUGUGGGACCAGAGACGGCCCAUGUGCUGGCUGUUCGCUUCAUCGGUAUGGGACUAACACCCCGCAGCAGGUACCAGGAUCCUGCCUCUCUGGAAGUGAAUGUCUUGGGCUGCCGGUUCCGUAACCCGGUGGGGAUCGCCGCCGGGUUCGACAAGCACGCGGAGGCUGUGGACGGGCUGUACCGGCUGGGGUUCGGGUUCGUGGAGGUCGGGACGGUCACGCCACUACCCCAGGAGGGGAACCCCAAACCCCGGGUGUUCCGGCUGAUUGCUGACCAGGCGGUGGUGAACAGGUACGGAUUCAACAGCUGUGGUCUCGCUGUGGUCCAGGAGCGACUAAAGGCGAGGGAGUCUAUCCAAUCACAGCUCACCCAGGCCGGCCGGCCAAUGGGAGUCAACCUGGGCAAGAACAAGCUGUCGCCGGACGCGGCGUCGGACUUCGCGCAGGGCGUGCGCGCGCUGGGGCCCCUGGCGGAUUACCUGGUGGUGAACGUGAGCAGUCCCAACACGCCGGGGCUCCGGGACCUGCAGGGCCGGGAGGAACUGCGCCACCUGCUGGCCAAGGUUCUGCAGGAGAGGAACGCGCUGAAGGGCCGGCGGCCAGCAGUGCUGGUGAAGAUCGCCCCCGACCUCAGUCUGCAGGACAAGAGGGACAUCGCUGAUGUCAUCACUGAGCUGGGCGUGGAUGGGCUCAUUGUGUCCAACACCACAGUCUCCAGGUCGGCGGCGCUGAUGGACCCGCACCGGGUCGAGACCGGGGGCCUGAGUGGCAGACCACUGCGUGACGUCUCCACCUGCACCGUGCACGAGAUGUACUCUCUGACUGAAGGGAAGGUGCCCAUCGUCGGAGUCGGGGGCGUGUCCAGCGGGCAGGACGCCCUGGAUAAGAUCCGUGCCGGCGCGUCAUUGGUGCAGCUGUACACGUCACUCACCUACGAGGGCCCACCCAUCGUCACCAGGGUUAAGAGGGAGCUGGAACAGCUGCUGAAGGAGCAGGGGUUCCACAGCGUCUCUGAGGCCGUGGGCGCUGAUCACAGACGGGCCGAGGCCGAAUCCUGACGCGGCCAAUGGCAGCAGCUCCUCCAGCUCACCCUCGCCCUCGCCCUCGCCCGAGAGAGACCGGCCUCACUCCGGCGUCCCGCUCCACUCCACCCGCCGUGCGGGAGCACCUGGCCUUCAGUGGCCGACGGGCAGCGGUCCACUUACCUCACCUCCGCGGGACAGGGAGGUCCCGCCUCCCGACACGGCCCUGUCCGUGUGUGUAACGUGUGUGUGUAAUAUACUGUGAUAUGGAGAAAAACGAGAGACACAAAAGUGCUUGAAAGGCAAUAGUAGAUUAAACUAUUGGCCCUGGCAGUAUUUAUUGAAAUGAAAUUGUUGAUAUAAUGUACACCGUCUUAUACAAUGUAAUGCAUAAACUUUACUGUGCUCUUUAA
Messenger RNA from Conger conger (European conger), 1692 nucleotides. RefSeq names its product dihydroorotate dehydrogenase (gene dhodh). Gene Ontology annotation, molecular function: dihydroorotate dehydrogenase activity. Gene Ontology annotation, biological process: pyrimidine ribonucleotide biosynthetic process; 'de novo' pyrimidine nucleobase biosynthetic process. The coding region runs from base 119 to 1315 and encodes 398 amino acids. The record is from RefSeq and is a predicted model, not a curated record. Gene Ontology annotation, cellular component: mitochondrial inner membrane; cytoplasm. Lineage: Eukaryota; Metazoa; Chordata; Actinopteri; Anguilliformes; Congridae. The transcript has 9 exons.